AUGCUAAAUAGAAUGCGGUCUCAUUAUCAGUAUUUGGUGAUUGGCGGUGGUUCUGGAGGAGUUGCCUCUGCCAGAAGAGCUGCAAAGUAUGGAGCCUCUGCGUUGGUUGUGGAGAGCAAGAAGAUGGGUGGAACAUGUGUCAACGUUGGAUGUGUGCCCAAGAAAGUGAUGUGGUACGCCUCCGACAUGGCGUCCAAGAUCAGACUGGCUAAGGACUACGGUUUUGAGAAAAUCGACCCUUCUUUUGCCUCGGACUUCAAUUGGACCCAUUUCAAGCACAAGAGAGAUGCCUACAUCGAAAGACUCAACGGCAUCUACGAGCGCAAUCUAACCAAAGAGGGCGUGGAUUACGUUUACGGAUUCGCUAGAUUCACCGCCGACGGAAAAGUCGAGGUUGUCGACAAGGAUGACAAAUCCAAGGUCUCGACCUUCACUGCUGACAAAAUCCUCAUUGCAACCGGUGGUACGCCAAUCUUCCCAAAGAACAUCCCAGGUUAUGAGUUGGGUAUUUCGUCCGACGGCUUUUUUGAGCUUGAGAAACAGCCAAAGAGAGUCGCCAUUGUUGGUGCCGGAUACGUUGGUGUCGAAUUGGCCGGCGUUUUCCACGGUCUGGGUUCCGAGGCCCAUAUGAUCAUUAGAGGUGAUACCGUCUUACGUAAGUUCGACAGCAUCAUCCAGGACACCAUCACCAACCACUACGAGAAGGUUGGAAUCAACGUGCACAAACAGUCGCAGGUGACCAAGGUCGAGAAGCUGGACGACGGGUCCAAGAAGGUGUUUUUAUCCGAUGAUUCCUCUAUUGUUGUUGACGAGCUGAUCUGGACCGUGGGCAGAAGAUCGUUGGUCGGCAUGGGCGUCGACAAGAUCGGACUUGAGCUCGACUCCAGGGACAAUGUUGUUGUGAACGAGUUCCAGGAGACAAACGUCAAGGGAGUUUAUUCUUUGGGAGAUGUUGUUGGUAAGGUCGAAUUGACUCCGGUUGCAAUUGCUACUGGUCGUAAGUUGUCCAACAGACUUUUCGGCCCAGAGGUGUUCAAGGCCCAGAAACAGGACUUUGACAACGUUCCUUCUGCGGUGUUCUCCCAUCCGGAGGCCGGUUCUGUCGGACUGAGCGAGAAGGAGGCCAUUGAAAAGUACGGAAAGGAAGACAUCAAGAUUUACCAGAGCAAGUUCACCUCGAUGUACUAUGCCGUUUCAGAAACCAAGUCCCCAACGGCAUACAAGUUGGUGUGCGUCAAGAGCUUGGACGAGAAGGUUGUUGGUUUGCAUAUUGUCGGAGACGCCUCGUCUGAGAUUUUGCAAGGAUUUGGCGUCGCCGUCAAGAUGGGAGCCACCAAGGCAGACUUUGACGACUGUGUGGCCAUCCACCCAACCUCGGCCGAAGAGCUCGUUACAAUGACUUAA
Messenger RNA from Ogataea philodendri, 1404 nucleotides. RefSeq lists its product as uncharacterized. The transcript has a single exon. NCBI's taxonomy places the organism in Eukaryota, Fungi, Ascomycota, Pichiomycetes, Pichiales, Pichiaceae. Bases 1 to 1404 code for a protein of 467 amino acids. Gene Ontology annotation, molecular function: flavin adenine dinucleotide binding; NADP binding; glutathione-disulfide reductase (NADPH) activity. Gene Ontology annotation, cellular component: cytosol; mitochondrion. The record is from RefSeq and is a predicted model, not a curated record. Gene Ontology annotation, biological process: cell redox homeostasis; glutathione metabolic process; cellular response to oxidative stress.